GGGGUGGUCGCGCGUACAAAAAUAGAUCCACGUUGUCCAGUCUAUCCCCGUCUACCUCGUGCUUUGCAAUUCCACCAAACUGAUGCCGCAUCGCCCCUUCCGUCGCGACGGCGAAGCCUUGUCCAGGUGGGAAAACGAAAUCGACGAGUUCGACAGUGGUGGCCACUUGGACCAGUUGGACCGCAUUACCUUGGAUUGGUCCCAGCCCCAAGUGCAUCGAAGCGGCGACUGCAGCGCGGGGCACCGGCGCAUGCGUGAGAAAAAGCAAAGUACUACCCCCCGCCGUCUGUCCCCCCAACAAGGCGACAAUGGCCUGCCCCCACGGAUCGUUGUGGUCGUCCAAGCGUCAAAGCCACCGGCUUCCAAGCCAGCGCCUCUGACACCCGUCGCGGUAUCGUUGACGUCCCCUCGGGAUCAAAUGUCCAAGGUGUCACCACCGCAACAACGCCGCCAAACAGUGCAAGAUCGAUGGCAACCGCCUUCCCCACGACUAGCCCACUCUUCUCCCCACGUCGUUCCUCCGCCGUCGGUUCUUGUAUCGUUGCCACGCGGGGCAGCCGGCGUAUUUGAUGCCCCCCUCCGCCCAUCACGCAAGCCCCCCCAACACCCAUCGAGCCAUACGUCCAAUCCCCCGACGACAACCACACAGCAUCUUCUUCGUGUGUGGCCCCUCACGGUGUGACCCCUAACGACCGUCCCCAUUAUUUAUGAUGUAAACAACUGCAUAACCCAGCAACGAACGAUGAAUUCAAGAACUUCGAAGAUCUAGUACUACUAUCUAUAUACACGGAAGUUUUGAUGUUGG
This is a messenger RNA of Aphanomyces astaci, 805 nucleotides long. RefSeq lists its product as hypothetical. Lineage: Eukaryota; Oomycota; Saprolegniomycetes; Saprolegniales; Verrucalvaceae. Bases 83 to 682 code for a protein of 199 amino acids. The record is from RefSeq and is a predicted model, not a curated record. The transcript has 2 exons.